Molecule: messenger RNA, 3563 nt
Organism: Daphnia magna
Lineage: Eukaryota; Metazoa; Arthropoda; Branchiopoda; Diplostraca; Daphniidae
Gene: Hex-A
Product: hexokinase type 2
Exons: 9
Coding region: 497-1867 (456 amino acids)
Biological process (GO): glucose 6-phosphate metabolic process; intracellular glucose homeostasis; glycolytic process
Cellular component (GO): cytosol; mitochondrion
Molecular function (GO): glucokinase activity; fructokinase activity; mannokinase activity
Source: RefSeq, a predicted model, not a curated record
GUGAGUGAAUACACGACACUGUAGUACGAUCGCGGUUUCCGUCAUUUGAUCGGUUUGUUUCCAAGUUCAUUUGCAUACGAUGUUGGGCGGGAUGUCUGCCAAUAGCUGACCUUAUUUGUCCGAGGUUUAGAUGGCGCCUCCAGUCUCGUUUUGAGGUAGCCGUCUGCUAGUCGUGGCUACGUCGAACCGGUUCUCUCCUCCAGUCACUCUCUCUCACUCCGGCUUUGCCGCUACCGAGUGGCUCUGAUUGCGUGUUAGUUAGUCUCGUGUGUCUUCUCUUCCGACGAGCCAGGGGCCUUGAAACUCUCUCUCGUUCGCUCUCGGAAUCAGUGGGGAUUUGUACUAGAUCAUUCAAGGAAAAAGAAAAAGUCAAUCAGCCCUGAUUUGUUGACAGUUGCGUUAGAGAGAGAGCCCAAGUUGUAAUUGUUUUCCAAACCAUUUCAUCGCUUCAGAUUUUCAACGUUGGUCGUCAUCAAUACGCAGCACGCACACUUCCAUGGAUAUCUACGAUCUACCUCAUUCUCCAGCCAUCGAAGAGCGAUGCGCGGAACUGAUCCUGACGGACGAGAAGCUUCGCGAGGUUUGCCAACGAUUGCUGGUCGAGAUCAAUCGAGGACUUAAUAAGGAUACCAAUAAAGAAGCCACUGUCAAAUGCUUCCCCACGUACGUGAGGGAACUCCCCAACGGCGAAGAAUGCGGAAAGUUCUUGGCGCUCGAUUUAGGCGGAACCAACUUUCGUGUUCUGCUCAUCGAUCUUGGACCUCACAUCUUUCACAUGGAGUCGAAAAUCUUUGCUGUGCCCCAGAGUAUCAUGCUUGGUCCUGGAACUGGGUUGUUCGACCAUAUCGCCGAAUGCUUAGCCACAUUCAUGCACGAGAACCAAGUCGACGUGUCUCCAUUGCCUCUGGGUUUCACCUUCAGUUUUCCGUGUAGUCAGGAAGGCUUAACCAAGGCCCGGUUGGCCACCUGGACUAAAGGGUUCAAAUGUUCUGGCGUUGAAGGCGAAGAUGUUGUGAAACUUCUCCAGGAGGCUAUCGCCCGACGGGGUGAUAUCAAAAUCGACGUGAUGGCUGUCCUUAACGAUACGACGGGCACUUUAAUGGCUUGUGCCUGGAAGAAUCCCGCGUGCCGGAUCGGUCUCAUUCUCGGCACAGGGAUCAAUGCGUGCUACGUCGAACGAUUAGACAACGUACAACUAUGGGAUGAAGAUCACGAUGAUCCUAAACAAGUCGUCAUUAACACGGAAUUGGGUGCUUUUGGAGAUAAUGGAACGCUCGAAUUCAUCCGAACCGAGUACGAUCGGACCAUCGACCAGCAUUCGCUUAAUCCCGGACGGCAAUUAUUCGAGAAGAUGAUCUCCGGCAUGUACAUGGGAGAGGUGACUCGUCUUGUUUUAGCUCAGCUGACACGAGAAGGACUGCUCUUUGAUGGAAUGGGUCCAGAAACGUUAUUCGAGCCGGGCCAGUUUUUCACGAAAUAUGUCUCUGAAAUCGAGAGCGACAAGAAGGGUGAAUACACGUGCUGUCGCCAGGUGCUGGAAGAGUUGGGCUACGACGAUGCCACAGACGAGGAUUGCGCCAAUGUGCGCUUCAUCUGUGAGGCCGUCUCUCGGCGAGCGGCUCAUAUUGCUGCCGCUGCCGUGGCAUGCCUUCUAAAUAAAAUGGGACAAAAGCACGUGACGGUGGCCGUUGAUGGCUCCCUUUACCGCUUCCACCCUCACUUCCAUGAUCUGAUGGUCGAAAAGAUCCGACAGCUCAUCAAUCCAGGCCUAACGUUCGAUUUGAUGUUGUCGGAAGACGGAAGUGGUCGAGGUGCUGCACUGGUGGCUGCUGUGGCCGUUCGAAUAGGUGGCUUGGCUGCUAGGUGAAUUCUUGCCAACAUCUUUUAGUUUUUUCUUCCUUUUUACCCUAUAUCCCCUCCUCCCUUACCUGUAGUGGCCAUUGGAAUACCCUGUGACAGCGGUUUUAAAAAAAUCUUUUCAAAAUCAACACAAACGGAAACGGGAAAAAAUGCGUCAUCCGCGCGAAGAAGUCGAUUAUUCUUGACUAACAAUAAUAAGAGAGAAUAUUUCUCAAACAAACUCACACAUCUAGCGCUCCCCCUUUCACGCAAUCAGUACAUAAAAAUAGCAUCUUGAAUAUAGAUAUGUAAUUUUAACAAUUUCCUUCCCGCCCCCUAUCCAUACGUAAUACGUAUGAAUGGAUGGUAGAUAGUAAUAGUAGAUAAUAGUAAUAAUAGAUUUUGUUUUUAAAUAAGAAGGGGAAAUUAAAUUUUUAUCAACGCAGGCAAUAUUGGCGACAAUACAAAUCUGCGAUCUUUUUUUUUUUUUUUUUUUUUACAAAGUGUCUAUAUGCCCCUAGAGAUCAUUAGGUUCUUCAUUGAUCCUCCUCUUCAUAUUCCUUUUUUCCUCCAUCAGGAUAUUUUUCCUUGUGUUUUCAAUAACUCGGGUUAUGGUUUCUUGUAUUUCCAUAUCUCUUUCAUCUUCAUUUGAGAAUGUUUUUCCCCCUCCUAAAUCUUCUUUUAUCCAUUUCUGUUCUCCUUUUUUUUUUUUGUGUUAUGUCCAUUCUCCUUCUCAACUGUCCCUCUCUUUUUGUACACAUUCUUCACGGGAGGACUUCUCCUCUUUUGGGCGAAUGGCCUGUGUGUGACACGACGAAGCGGCUCGAAAUCAUUUGUCGAUUUUGGUCAAACCACGGAAAUGAAGGGUCUUGAAAAGCACAAUAGUUUUAUCAGCAUGAAUAGUUGAAGAAGGCAAAAACCAAGUUGUAGUCGUAGAUCACGAAGCCGGAAGACUAUUGUAUUAUACGUAACAACCAUAACAAUAAAGAAAAAUAAAGUCUCAGAAGAGAAGACCUUUGAUCGGUAACAGAAAUCGAAAGCAAAAGAAAGAACUCCUGUCCCUCUGUAUUUGAAAAAAGAAAAAAAAAUUUAAAAAAGAUUACCAUGUAAUUGACACCCCUGUCCGCUCUUGGCUGUCCUGUCCAAGAGAUUCCCAUAUGGUUGUUGGCAGUGUAUAAUCUAAUGAGAAUAUGCUGUACUGUAAAAGAUAAAAAAAUUUGAUAAUGGAACGUAAGUCUAAUUGACGCUCGAGCCUUAUGGGAAAAGCAACGAUCGAUGUCGAUCGAGACGUGUAAAAACACAACAAAAAAAAAGGAAUUAACAUAUGCUAUCAGAAAAAAAGGUAGUAUUUCCGCUACUCUAUCUCGCUUUCUCUACCCAUUUUUAAUCUUUUUAGCCCUACGUGUAGACCGUAACACAAUAAUCGAAAACUUAGCCGCAUAGUUACAGAAUGUUAUCCAUGGAAAUAAUCCCAUCAACUCCUUCCGCACCUUGGCGUCAUUUGGAUCAGAUGCAUCUUCCCCGUUCCCUCCUGCUGUUUUAUUGUUAAUUUUUUUUUUUGAAAUUUCACUACUCGUUCUCCAUUUUGAAAUUGUUGGUAGUGGUCGCCCAUGCGCGCCGAUGUAUAGCUCUCGUUGAUGAUGCAAAGAGGAAAAUAUGAAAAAGAAAUAUAGAGAAUGAGACAUGACAGUUUCUCAUCGCCAAUGAAAAAUUGGCACACUUGA